AACUCUUCUGGAGUAGUUUUAUACUCUCAGUCGAUGCCUGAAAUGGAGGAAUUAGUUAAAAGUCGAAAACAAAGUGAGAAGAGAAGAGGGAAAGGUACUUUUUCUGUUUUACGUUCAGAGGAUGGACCUUUGGAAACUGGAAAAGAGGCAGAAGAAAGUGAUGGUUGCAGCUAUAGUGAAGGAGAAGAACUUGAUAGGCCUGCUUCAGUUGCUGCCGAAGAGUUGUUUGACCACGAUGAGGAACUUAUGUUUUUGGAAGAGACAGUUUCUCAACACUGCGCUGUAGCGGAUGAGGAGGAUGAGGAAACUCCUGUUGAGUCAGAGGAACUUCAUGAGGACCAUUACCCUCCAGUGGAUGAUUCUGGAAAUAAUGCUGGUUUUCAGAAUAUGAAGAGUGAAAACUCUAAGAGUGAAGCGAGUUCUUCAGUAACUGCAGACAUAGAACGGAGUAUUCGGGCUGGUAGUAUGCCUUUUGUAGGGGUGGAAAUGAUUGACAGGAAUUACUUGUUUUUAUUGUUACAGCGAUUUCAAGAGGUUGGUUGGAGAGAAGAUCCACAGUUAUUGAGAAAUAUUUUUUCGCCUCUCGAUGCCCGUAGAGUUAUUAAGGAAGUCACCAAUAUUGUGUCGAAUGAACCGACUAUUUUAGAAAUAUCUGUACCAGAAGGUGGUAAUGUACGAGUUAUUGGUGAUAUACACGGCCAUUUAUAUGAUCUUGGAAGUAUUUUGAAACUCUGUGGAAUGCCUAGUGAAAGGAAUUUUCUUUUAUUUAAUGGUGACUAUGUAGACAGGGGGAGUUGGGGAGUGGAGGUCUUGUUGAUUUUAUGUAUACUGAAGUUAUGGAAGCCGAAGCAGGUUGCUCUUUUACGGGGCAAUCAUGAAAGUUCUUAUUGCAACGUCAUCUACGGUUUUCGACGAGAAUGUUUGCAAAAAUACGGAAUUAAAAUGUAUCUUACUUGCCAGAAUUUGUUUGCGAAUUUGCCAAUAGCUGCUGUUGUGAGUAAUCGGCCUUGCCCUUCCAACUGCAGUUAUGUAUCCUAUCCCAUACCUAUGGAUAGUGUGACAAGUGAUGAAGAAAAGAGUUGGAGUUCUAGUUUUUCUACCUCUUUGAAGGGACUUUUCAGAUUACCCAAAUCAAGUUCUCCCCCUAGUAAGCUGAAGAACUCAAAUUUGAGAAGCCCUAUUAUUAGCAAUACUUUGGAAACCAGUCGUCAACAAAAGUGUCAAAUGGGUGGAGAGAAGGAUAUGGAUUACUCUACUGGGUCGCUUCCUGAUCUUUCUCCUUCUUCUUCUUUUCAUAACAAUGAAAAUUGUCCUUUCAUUCAUCGACCUCCACAUUAUACUUUACCUCUUGAACAAGGAGAAAAGCGAGUAUUAGUUUUACAUGGAGGUUUAUUUCGCAAGGCAAAUGGAGAUAUGGGCGAUUUAAAGGAUUUAAUGGAAGUUCGCCGCAACUUGGUUGAUCCUCUUGGCACAAUAGAAGACGCAUUAUGGUCGGAUCCCGAUCAUAUUUGUGGUUUCGGUCCUAAUCGUUGGAGAGGAGCUGGAAUUGCCUUUGGUCCAGAUGUGACUAUGCAGUUUUUGAGAAGUAAUCGUCUUCACUUUUUGAUUCGUUCACAUGAAGGACCAGAUGCCAGAGAGAAACGAACUGAAUUUCCAUUACUAACACAGGGAUAUUCUGUCGAUUUCAAGUGUUUGAAGAAGGUAUCGUCUCCAUUAUCUUCCUCUCCUCCUUCCAAAACGCCAUUUACUACAACUAUUCCUGAAACAACUCGAGAGUUUUCAAAACAACGCGAAACGACAGGUGAAGAGAGACCCAUCGUAAUUACUGUGUUUUCGGCACCUUGUUAUCCGGAAGGUCCCAAUGCUAGGAAAAACAAAGGAGCUAUAUGCAUAUUGGAUGAGCUAUUGGAACCGCAAUUUGAGACUUUUAGUGCAAUGGAAAGACCUGCACGUUCACAAACGACCAAUCUAAUGUUUGGAGAUUUGGCAAAAGAACUGAAUGAGGCCUCUUUAGAACGCUCCAAAUUGGGUCGCAUGUGGCUCAAGUUGAGUGGUCGAGGCAAAUGAUUAGAGUUGGUCACUAUUUCUGUUUUUAU
Molecule: messenger RNA, 2096 nt
Organism: Galdieria sulphuraria
Lineage: Eukaryota; Rhodophyta; Bangiophyceae; Galdieriales; Galdieriaceae
Product: serine/threonine protein phosphatase
Exons: 5
Coding region: 34-2067 (677 amino acids)
Cellular component (GO): nucleus; cytosol
Molecular function (GO): protein serine/threonine phosphatase activity
Source: RefSeq, a predicted model, not a curated record